AUGGUCCCACCAAAUUUCAAACUUCCCGCCCUACGUUCCUACGAUGGCCGAGAUGACCCCGAGGAUCACCUCCGCGCCUUCCUUUCUGCAUUUCGGCUCUACUGCGUCCCCGACGCAGUAAUUUGCCGAGGUUUUCCCAUCUUCCUACAGGGGACGGCCCGAAAGUGGUUCUGGGGCCUAGAACCGAGGAGUAUUUCCUCGUUAGACGAGUUGAUAGAUCGGUUCAUCCACCGCUUUGUAUCGUCUCGUCCAAUUACGAAGACUUCAGCUUACCUCUUGAACCUGCAACAAGCCCCUGGCGAGUCACUGCGCUCCUAUGUGCAGAGGUUCAAUGAGGAGAACGUGCAGAUACCUGAUCAGAAUGAGCAGGUAACCAUAGCUGCCUUCACCAAUGGGCUGAUCACGGGAAUCUUCAAUACUGAGAUACACCGGGAUUACCCCCGCACACUUCGGGAACUCUGGGAUCGAGUAGACCAGGGAAUCCGAAGUGAAGACCUAAACCGUAUGAAGCGAGAGGCUCAAGCCACUCGUACCGGGCAGGACUCCCGAAGGAAAAAAGACGCCGGCCGAGUCGAACAAGGCCCCAGUGGCUCGUCAACUCAAUUCCGAGACCGCCGGAGUGUCUUCGAUCGAAUCGUAAAAGACAGGUCGUCCACCUCGGACGCCGAGCUCACGCCCCUCAAUUCCAGCCGGACCCAUGUCCUGGCUAUGAUGAGGCAGAAUCACCUCGGCCGAAACUCUCCUGAAAUUCCGGGGAGGAGAGAUAAGAGGAACUCAAACCUCUAUUGUGCCUACCACCGGGAUGUUGGGCACGAGACUGAAGACUGUAAUGAUCUGAAGCCAGAGAUCGAGAAUUUGAUCCGGUAA
Coffea eugenioides is the source of this 867-nucleotide messenger RNA. RefSeq lists its product as uncharacterized. The transcript has a single exon. The record is from RefSeq and is a predicted model, not a curated record. The coding region runs from base 1 to 867 and encodes 288 amino acids. NCBI's taxonomy places the organism in Eukaryota, Viridiplantae, Streptophyta, Magnoliopsida, Gentianales, Rubiaceae.